Fomitopsis serialis is the source of this 608-nucleotide messenger RNA. RefSeq lists its product as uncharacterized. Gene Ontology annotation, molecular function: protein-disulfide reductase [NAD(P)H] activity. Gene Ontology annotation, cellular component: cytosol. The transcript has 5 exons. NCBI's taxonomy places the organism in Eukaryota, Fungi, Basidiomycota, Agaricomycetes, Polyporales, Fomitopsidaceae. The coding region runs from base 100 to 441 and encodes 113 amino acids. The record is from RefSeq and is a predicted model, not a curated record.
UCUAACAGACGACCAGCUACUCCCAAUUGACCGUGACGAGGAACUGCAACAGGGCGCCAGACUGCUUCGCACCUAGUAUAUAAAUCCCUAUUGAAGAUCAUGCCCAUCCACGAAACGGAGGACCCGGCACAUCCAUCUGCGCUAGCGGGCGUUGACCAAGAGUUUCUAGUAUUCUUCUCAUCUCGUGAUGAGACGGGGACGCUCUGGUGCCCGGACUGCCGUGAGGUUGACGCACUCGUCCACAAGGUCUUCGGUCCGAGUGAGGGUCCGUCAGCUCUCGUCAUUUACGUUGGCCAGCGAACCGCUUGGAAAGAUCCGACCAACCCGUUCAGAGGAGAGCCGUGGAAGGUGCCAUCCAUUCCGACGAUAAUCAGAGCGCGAGACGGCGCCCGGCUUGUGGAGGAAAUCGAGACGCAGCUGGCCUCGUUCAUUUCAGCAUGAUCGAUGCGGGUGUAUCCCUCGGGGGAACGUCCGGACAAUCUGGUGAGGGGGCAUGACUUUGUCUUGUACCUCCGCCGAGUUUUGUAAGAGCGCCGACUAUGUAGCUGGAAUUCAAUCCCAAACCAGCGUCUAGAGCCGUGGAGUGUCGGCAGCUCAUGAAACUUCUC